AUGGCUCCCAAAAAAAGGACCAAACUGUCUAGUUUUAGAACUAAGGGCCGUGCGAAAAGGCAGGAUACUGAGAAUGACAGGCAUGAUGACUUAAUGGGUAGCCUGCAGAUUCUGAAGAAAAAAUAUCCUGCCCUGGAGAAAACUUUAGCGAACGGUCACGUAUUCGUGCCGCUCCUACGAGGCUCAGACGCCAACUCCUUUGAUGGACUAAUAAGUGCAGCUUCUGGUAUUUCCGGUAAUUAUACAGUGGUCUCCGACGAAGACGGAGUUUCAUAUUUUUACUGUUCUAAUUUUAAUGUACUGGAUUGUGCAUUCGUUUUGACACUAAUAUUCAGUAAAAGCGACAAUAGGUUUAGCAAAACUGGUUCUGCCCUAUCUUUCGAGAGAGUUCCCAAGGGAACCGCAAUACGUGGAAGCUUUUUUGUUUACCGAAGCUGCGAUCUAUCUCUAUUGCGAUACAAUUCAACUGCAAAAAGGGACGUUGUCCAGGAAAAGAAUCUGUUUAAUACACACAUUAGCGUAUCGAGAGUUGUUGACAUAGCAGAAUUCCGGGAAGUAUCAGUAAUGAACUAUGGAUUUUCAAGAUUUCUACAUUCUGUAGUAGACGCACUCAAGGGCAUAAAGUUUCGGUGGGCUCCAGUAAAAAUUAAUAACAUAUUUGCUCAAAAUUUCAAGAGUUAUAAAUGCUCGUCUCAAAUGGUGCUAGAUGAAAUUCCAUUCGCAAGUGAAGGACUGUUGAUAGACAGACAACAGAUACUAAAGCAAAAUCUUGAAGCGUUCGAAAAAACUAAAUCAGCACUCGAACAGUUCGCUAAAAGUGUUCUAGAGCCUGAUGAAGGUGAAGAAAAUCUUGAAAAAGAGAAAGCACGCCAUUUUGCGGCAGAAAAUUCGAAAUUACAGCCAGCUAAUCCUAGACAAAGCUCCUCAAGGCUCAACCGUGGAAAUCAGCCUUUCAAUAAAGAGCCCACUGGCCACACGCGAUACACGGGUUCUAGCUAUCUCACUCAUGAUGAGAUCAAAGAAUACUGCGUUGCUACUAUUCAUGCUACCCUCGAAGCUGUGAAACGCAAGUCAUCGUAUCAAAUUCUAAAGACAUAUAUUAAAUGCCCUCGACAAUAUUACAUUGAUAUAGUUUACGAUAAUCUCAAUCAAUUGAGAUCCGAGACUAACUGUAACAUUGUUGUCCUCAAUCUGAACAAUGUUCAUGAAUCGACGUCAUGGUUUGACUCACUUGAUUUGUCGAAGUACACAACUGUUUCCACACCGCAUCCAAGCACUGUAAAGGUUGUGAGUGUUGGAGGAAUUGGGGAACAUAACUUGAAGGCGCUCCAAAUGUUACUUGAUCUUAUACAAAAUAGUCAAAAAUCAUAA
This is a messenger RNA of Lachancea fermentati, 1371 nucleotides long. The record is from the annotation of a GenBank genome assembly. NCBI's taxonomy places the organism in Eukaryota, Fungi, Ascomycota, Saccharomycetes, Saccharomycetales, Saccharomycetaceae.